Molecule: messenger RNA, 1179 nt
Organism: Lactuca sativa (garden lettuce)
Lineage: Eukaryota; Viridiplantae; Streptophyta; Magnoliopsida; Asterales; Asteraceae
Gene: G1
Product: transmembrane protein G1P-related 1
Biological process (GO): cytochrome complex assembly; protein-heme linkage
Cellular component (GO): plasma membrane
Molecular function (GO): heme binding
Source: RefSeq, a predicted model, not a curated record
AUUCUUUAGUUAUAUGAAAAUACGCGGUAGAGGAAGUGUUGGAUCUGUUAUCGGCUGGGGGAGUAAUUCCAUCUCUCUCGAUCUGAUUCUAAAACCCUAGAAACUCCUACGCAAUUUCAAUCAAUGGCUUCUCGGCUUAGCUGCAGAUUCGUGUCUCGUCUUCUUCGCAAUACCAACCCUAAUAUUCACCAUUCAAAUCCCCGUACAAUCUUUACUACAAUUCCCAAUUCUCCAUAUCCACCUCUGAUCUCACCUCUCUUCGAAUCUAAACUUUCACCAUCCGAUCACCUCCGCUUGCUGUCCUCCGCCUCCCGUUUCUUUUCUACCGCCCGGCGCCACCCAACUCGCCCAACCAAAAUAGACAUCGGUGCCCGUGCUCGCCAAAUGCAAAACCGGCGACUCUGGACCUACGCCAUAACCUUCAGCUGCAUCGCUGGAUUCAUCAUCAUCGUACUGAACCAAUUCGAGGACCAAUUAGUCUUCUACGUUACACCCACCGAUGCUUUAUCUAAAUACGCAGAAAACCCUAACAAAAACAAGUUCCGUCUCGGUGGAUUAGUCCUAGAAGGCAGCGUAGCUCAUCCAGCGGCGUCCCAUGAGAUCGAGUUUGUUAUUACCGAUCUGAUUACUGACAUGUUGGUCAGAUACGAGGGGCAAGUGCCUGAUUUGUUUAGAGAAGGUCAUUCGGUUGUUGUUGAAGGUUUUGUGAAGCCAAUUACAGAACAAAUCAAGAAGGAAGCCACAGAAAAGAGUGUAUCUGGAAAGGCGAGAAGCGUUGAGUGUUAUUUUUCUGCUAGUGAGGUGUUGGCGAAGCACGAUGAGAAGUAUAUGCCUGCUGAGGUAGCUAAUGCUAUUGAGAAGAACAAGAAGAAGCUUGCCGAAGAAGCUACAAAUCAGAUUGAGGGACAAGAGGCAAUUCCAACCUCAUAGAUUGAUUCAUCAUUGGGUAUGUGUCACUAAUUCCGACAUUUUUGCAAAUUUAUACAAUUAUACUGCAAUUGAAGUAUAUUAAUGAGGUUAAAUUGUUAGUCACAACAAAGAGAGGGGUACAUGAGGAUUUUUGAAUUAAUUGUUGUAGAUUUGAUGAUAUUUACUGCUAUUGUUUUGGGAAUGGUAUGUCUGCCAUUGGAUUUUGAUAAAGCUGUUGAAUAAGAAACAUUCUUGAAAGUGUUUGAUCUA